Messenger RNA from Medicago truncatula (barrel medic), 2056 nucleotides. RefSeq names its product rust resistance kinase Lr10. The record is from RefSeq and is a predicted model, not a curated record. Gene Ontology annotation, biological process: protein phosphorylation. The transcript is spliced from 2 exons. Gene Ontology annotation, molecular function: ATP binding; protein kinase activity. The coding region runs from base 152 to 1876 and encodes 574 amino acids. Lineage: Eukaryota; Viridiplantae; Streptophyta; Magnoliopsida; Fabales; Fabaceae.
UAUAUUUGGUUAACUGAAAGUUGUGUUGCAGUGUCAACCUAUUUUUAUUCAUUUUUAAAUGCAUAGAGGUAAUUGCGUUUCUAUUAUCUUCGGAGGGCUGGCUAUGCCAUAUAUGAAAUUAUAACAAGUUUGAUGUGUGAUUCUCUUGAACAUGUCACUCACAAUACUAUCACUGCUGCUGAUGCUGCUAAUGAACCUUCAAAAUGGUAAGAGUGAUGCUUCCAUUCGAUGUCCCUUCAAUCUCAACUGUACAAAUAAUAACAUGAAGAUUAUUGAAAUUCCUACUUAUCCAGUCCCUAUAAAAUUCAACAUCAGUGACAUUAAUUACGAAUUGCGAACAAUAAAACUAUCUGAUCCUGGAAACUGUCUUCCACAACUCUUACUUGACCGCAAUUUUUCAUCAAAUUUUCCUUUUAAGGAUUAUCAUAGCUAUGAAUUUCCUCGACAAUUCGAUGUUAGUUUCUUCAAUUGUUCUUCAGUAGUACAACUGAUCAGGAGCAGUAAUCUAAUGCAACAUCACGGAACACAAGACAUCAUAUCUUGCCCAAUUUAUGUCGUUGAUUCAGAUCAAGAAACUAUCGUUGAAUCUGACGUAUUAGUAUACUGCACCAAACUGUUUGACCGUGUUUCUCCAUUUUCUGCAUAUAGCAUUCAAGACAACCGUCUCUUAUUGACAUGGUCAGGAACAAAUUUUGACAUAGGAUGCUUGAAAUGUAAACAUAAAUCAAAGAAGACAACAUUAGUAAUUUUAUUCUCUGCAGGUGGAAUCAUCGGUUCAACUUUGCUAUUACUUGUUCUCGGCACCAUUGUUCGAAUUUAUCGCUAUUUCAAGAUGAAAGGCGAAGAUCAUGUAAGAAUCGAAAACUUUUUGAAGGAUUAUAAGGCUUUAAAGCCAACCAGAUUCUCCUAUGCUGACAUAAAGAGAAUUACAAACAAAUUUAAGGAUAAGAUCGGAGAAGGAGCUCAUGGAGCUGUUUACAAAGGUAAAUUGUCAAGCCAAAUUCUCGUUGCCGUUAAGAUGCUCAAUAACACUGAGGGAGAUGGUAAGGAGUUCAUAAAUGAAGUGGGAACUAUGGGAAAAAUCCAUCAUCUUAAUGUUGUCCGUUUGCUUGGCUUCUGCGCUGAUGGAUUUUACCGCGGUUUAGUCUACGAUCUUUUUCCAAGUGGUUCUUUGCAGAAAUUUCUUUCUCCACCAAACAACAAAGAUGCUUUUCUUGGAUGGGACACGCUGCAACAAAUUGCUCUAGGCAUAGCCAAUGGAAUUGAGUAUCUUCACCAAGGUUGUGAUCAAAGAAUUCUUCACUUUGACAUCAAUCCUCAUAAUGUCUUGUUAGAUGAGAAUUUCACUCCCAAAAUUACAGACUUCGGUUUGGCUAAGAUGUGCUCGAAAAAUCGAAGUACAGUGUCUAUGACCGCAGCCAAAGGAACGUUAGGCUACAUGGCACCCGAAGUUUUUUCUAGAAACUUCGGGAAUGUCUCAUAUAAGUCUGAUAUAUAUAGUUAUGGUAUGUUGUUGUUGGAGAUGGUUGCAGGAAGAAAGAAUACAAACACAACCACAGGUGAAGAAAAUUUACAAGUUCUAUAUCCAGAUUGGAUCCACGAUUUGCUUGAAGGGGGAGACAUACAAAUCCCUAUUGACGAAGAGGGAGAUUUCAGGAUUCCAAAAAAAAUGGCGAUUGUUGGACUUCGGUGCAUCCAGUGGCAACCUAUGCAUCGUCCAUCCAUGAAAACUGUGAUACAAAUGCUACAAGGUGAUGGAGACAAGUUAAAAGUCCCCAGCAAUCCUUUUGGGCCUACAACUUCAACUAAUUCAACUGCUAGUACUGUUACAAAGCGUAUAAAUUUCGAGCUAGAAGUUAUUCAAGAAUUAGAUUAAAUAUAUAGUGGCUGCGAUAUAUUGUGAUUUUCUCGUUAUUAUAAUUGAUAUGUAAUCAUGUUCGGAUCAAUUAGCAUUUAUAUGUUUGCUUUUUUUGUCUCCAAUAGUGUAGCAUAAUAGGAGCACCUACUUGUACUUAAAACAUACAAUAAAUACGCAAAUAGUGUUCAUGUCUUCCUC